CCUAUUGACCCGACAGGAACUUACCAUGGGGACAGUGAUCUGCAGUUGGAGCGGAUUAAUGUGUACUACAAUGAAGCCACUGGUGGAAAGUAUGUUCCUCGUGCUGUUCUUGUCGACCUGGAGCCUGGUACUAUGGAUUCGGUGAGAUCUGGACCAUUUGGGCAGGUCUUCCGACCAGAUAACUUUGUCUUUGGUAAGCCUAGUGGUGCUGGAAACAACUGGGCCAAGGGUCAUUACACAGAAGGUGCUGAGCUUGUAGACUCUGUUCUUGAUGUGGUCCGUAAGGAGGCGGAAAGCUGCGACUGCUUGCAAGGCUUCCAGCUCACCCACUCCCUUGGAGGAGGCACCGGGUCAGGCAUGGGCACGCUCCUCAUUAGCAAAAUCCGUGAGGAGUACCCAGACCGCAUCAUGAACACCUUCAGCGUGGCGCCCUCACCUAAAGUCUCAGAUACUGUUGUAGAGCCUUACAAUGCCACGCUGUCCGUCCAUCAACUGGUGGAGAACACGGAUGAAACGUUUUGCAUCGACAACGAGGCGCUGUAUGACAUUUGCUUCCGUACACUCAAACUAACUACACCCACCUACGGCGAUCUCAACCACCUCGUGUCAGCCACAAUGAGCGGGGUCACCACCUGCCUGCGCUUCCCCGGCCAACUCAAUGCUGACCUGCGCAAACUGGUCGUCAAUAUGGUGCCUUUCCCCCGUCUGCAUUUCUUCAUGCCGGGCUUCGCCCCCCUCACCAGCAGGGGGAGUCAGCAAUACCGAGCUCUUAUGGUUCCUGAGCUCACACAGCAGAUGUUCGAUACCAAGAACAUGAUGGCUGCUUGUGACCCCCGCCACGGUCACUAUCUCACCGUGGCCGCCAUUUUCCGAGGCCGCAUGUCUAUAAGGCGCAAGGCCUUCUUGCAUUGGUACACGGGUGAGGGGAUGGGUGAGAUGGAGUUCACGGAAGCCGAGAGCAACAUGAAUGACUUGGUGUCAGAGUACCAGCUGUACCAAGACGCCACUGCCGAAGAGGAGGGAGAGUUCGAGGAAGAGGGAGAGGAGGAGCUUGCAUAAAGAGUUGACCGCUCAAGUUCUUGUUCAUUGUUUUUCUGUUCAGUUUCCUUAUUCGUUGGUUUGUCUUUUUGUUUUGAUCUCUUCCUCCCAAGCAGUUUCACAAGCUGCUAAAAAGCUCUCAAUGUUCCUACAAUGUC
Molecule: messenger RNA, 1196 nt
Organism: Rhinichthys klamathensis goyatoka
Lineage: Eukaryota; Metazoa; Chordata; Actinopteri; Cypriniformes; Leuciscidae
Gene: tubb4ba
Product: beta-tubulin family protein
Biological process (GO): mitotic cell cycle; microtubule cytoskeleton organization
Cellular component (GO): microtubule; cytoplasm
Molecular function (GO): structural constituent of cytoskeleton; GTPase activity; GTP binding
Source: RefSeq, a predicted model, not a curated record